AUGACGCGCGGCGCCGCCGGCCUCGCGCUGACCUUCCGCCGCGAGCUCGCGCGCGUCGCCGCGGCCGAGGGGGACGGACUCUUCGUCGUCGCCGAGGACGACGCGGAGUUCGUCGACGACUUCCAGCGGAAGCUCGCAACAGUCGUCGCCGCCGUCGACGCGGCGGACGCGACGUGGGACAUGCUCCAGAUCGGCUACUACGCCGGCGACCGCGCCUUCGCGGACGGCGGCGACCCGGGCGCGCCGUUCGCGCGGCCGAGGCGCGUCGCGGGCACGCAGGGCAUCGCGUUCCGCCCGCGCGGCGCGGCGCGCAUGCUGGAGAUGCUCUUCCCGCUGGCCUGCCAGCUCGACACGGCGCUGGCCAAGGCCUACGCGUCCGCGGCCUGCUACGUCUCGCGGACGCCGCUCAUGUCGGCGCCGCAUUCGACGGCGGAGAAUAGCGACAUCCAGAUCCUGCCGCCGGGCUUCUCCAAGGACGAGGUCUUGAAGGCCCAGCGCCGCGCGGAGGCCAUGCGCCUCGCGCUGGAACGCGUGCCCGUCGACGACUUCCGGCGCCGCGUCCGCGCCGCGGCGCGCGACGCGUUCGACGCCGACGGCGGCGGCGCGCUCCUCGCCUUCGUGCCGCCGGCGGCCGUCGCCGCCGAGCGAGCGACGUACGUCGAGGCCUUCGUCGCCGACGCGGUCCGCCAGCUCUCGCGGGGCUCCAACGCCGUCGCCGCGGGGGGCGGUCGCGGCGAGUCCGACGACGCGUCGGACGCGGACGACGACGCGUCCGACGGCGAGACGCCGUCGCUCGACGUGCUCCCGCCCUUCGCGCCGCGCUUCUCGACGGACGCGGAGAAACGAAACUGGCUGGUCUACUCGUCCGCGGGCGACGGCGCGGCCGUGCCGCUCUGGCUCGCGAACGGCCCAAGGCGCUUCGACGUCGCCGUCACCUACCACGGCCGCCGCCGCGGCGACCCGCCCUGGCGGCCCCGCGUCGACGCGUUCCAUCGGCGGCGCGGCGGCAAGUUCGAGAACCUGAAGGCGUGCGGCGCGCACCGCGGCUACGACGCGGUCCUCGUCCUCGACGACGACGUCGUCGUCGACGCGCCGCGCAUCAACGAGCUCUUCGCCAUCCGGGAGGCCUUCGAGCUCGCCGUGGUCCAGCCGGCCUUCGAGCCGUCGGGCAAGGUGACCGCAGCGCAACGGGGCUCGUUCCUGCGGCUCACGAAUUUCGUCGAGAUGACGUGCCCGCUCUUCGCCGGCGGCGCGCUCGACGCCUUCCUAUCGCGCUUCGACCCGCAGCUCAAGGGCUACGGCGCGGACUGGUGGUUCCUCGCCGUCGUCGGCGGGGGGCGCGCGCCGCGGAGGGGGCGGUGCGCCGUCGUCGACGCGGUCACGUGCGCCAACCCCCCGCGGACGGACCGGCGGGGCAUCGACGGCCUGCAGGGGAAAGAGGUGCGCCGCGAGGUCUGGGCCCAGAUCCGACGGCGCGAGGGGCUCGCGCAGUGGGCCCACGGCGAGUACGGGAGGGUCGGCGCCGACGGCGCGGAAACGGCCAGCGCGCCGCCCGUGACCGUCGCCGGCGCGACGCCCUACGCGUUGCUCGACGACGACGAAACCGUGGCGGAGGUCGUCGUGCCGCCGCCGCCGCCGCCGCCGCCGCUGGGGGCCGCGCGCGUGCGGGACGGCGUCGCGGGACCGAUGGACUGCGCGCGGCUCAUCCGCGCGGGCGUCGCGGCGAUGCGGGCCGUCGACCGCCGCGGUGGCGAGGCGGCGCUGGACCUCGACGACGGCGUCGUGGCCUUCCUCGCGAGGCGCACGGGGCUGCGGGUGGCGUCCGCGGCGCUGAGCCGCGUCGUCGCGGCACCGCGGCGCGGCGACGUUUACGAGCUCGAGCCGACCCGAGCGUACUGGGCCGAGGUCCGCGGCGCGGGCGCCGUGCUGUUCCUGAACGCCGCCGACGGCGGCGGCGUCGUCUGCGCCGACGGCGUCGUCGCCGCGGCGCCGGGGCGGCUCGCGGUCCUCGACGGCGGCUGGCGCGCGGACCGCGUCGCGAAGGGGGCGCGCUGGGCCGUGGAGCUGACGUGUUAA
Aureococcus anophagefferens is the source of this 2076-nucleotide messenger RNA. RefSeq lists its product as hypothetical. The record is from RefSeq and is a predicted model, not a curated record. The coding region runs from base 1 to 2076 and encodes 691 amino acids. Lineage: Eukaryota; Pelagophyceae; Pelagomonadales; Pelagomonadaceae. The transcript has 2 exons.